Biomphalaria glabrata is the source of this 4102-nucleotide messenger RNA. RefSeq names its product beta-1,4-N-acetylgalactosaminyltransferase bre-4-like. Lineage: Eukaryota; Metazoa; Mollusca; Gastropoda; Planorbidae. The record is from RefSeq and is a predicted model, not a curated record. Gene Ontology annotation, biological process: carbohydrate metabolic process; glycosphingolipid biosynthetic process. Bases 902 to 2440 code for a protein of 512 amino acids. The transcript has 5 exons. Gene Ontology annotation, molecular function: N-acetyl-beta-glucosaminyl-derivative 4-beta-N-acetylgalactosaminyltransferase activity.
UCUUUGCAAAUUUUUUUGUUAUCUUCUUCAUAACCUUUUUGCUGAGAAUUUUUAUUUUUUGUUUUCUUUCGGUUGCUAUGGAGACAAAAUAACUUGAGAUCGAACUAUGUUUUGUGUGCUUUUGUUUCCAAUGAGAAACACGCAAGAGAAAGAAAGCAACAUUCCACUCUUGUUUCCAAUGGCCAUUGAAACUCUCCCCCGCCCCCAAACAUCGGCUUGAUAGUGUAACAAAAAAAUGUCUAGAAUGUCGAUCGAUUAUUAAUUGCUUGGCCUAGAGACUUGUCCAUCGGUAUUUGUCUUUUAAAUUACUCUUUCAUUUUUUUUUUGGUGCUAUAAAUAAUUUAACUUUUUGUUUGUUUGUUGGGAGAGAAAUGCCCAGAGCAUUGCACACUUUUUGCUUUAGUUUUAACUGCACUGAAAAUUUUGCAUUUGCGUGCAUUCAUUGCUGUGUAAUCUGAUAGUUAUCAUUAUUUUAACUCUUUCUCUCCUAACUGACGAUACCAGCGUUGAUUCCGCCAGAAUGUGGUAAAUAAUUACGGAGAGAAAGAGUUAAAAUGUGCUAGACUAAUGUUACCCACCCAUGGGGUUAAAGUUGGCGUGUGUGCAUGAAACUUCGAGUUUAUAUUCUAAAGUAAUUUUUUAAACAUAGAUGUGGAAAUCAUUUCAUUCAUUACUUCACUAGAAUUAACGAAAUUCUGUGGAUGCACAUUACUGACACUAUAAACUGAGCAAUCGUUAUUGUAUCACUGCGCUAGAUCUACGCUUUUUGAUUUUAAACUUGACUCUUUGUGUCUCGCUCAGUGAGGUCAGACAAUAAGAAACAAACAGAAUGAUAGUCUGAAAAAUCGGAGCUUUCCACCCAGCCGGACACUGGCCAAUGGGGGAAUAACCUCAUUUGAACAUGAGAAUUAAAAGAAACCGGACCUACACAGAGAUAUGCGUAUUCGGAGGCUGCUUCCUUCUCGUCUUCCUCUCCGUGGCUCAGAUCAUCGUCUUCAGCCACCGGGCCAAGAAUGCAGUGGGCCUGGUUCGCUCAAACGUGGAAAGGGAGGUACCGAUGCCCGAGCCGAUUGCGACGAGCAGGAGCGUUCCGCCCGCUCUCCAGAAACCUACACCCAAGGCUAGAGGUCGGGCCAGGGCACAGAUGGAGGUCCGCGAGUUGGAGAAAGCGCUAGCGAAGCUGAUGCGAGAGAGUUCGAUGACGCCGGACGAGGCGUAUACGAAAUACCAGAACGACCUGUAUGUCAGGCGCGUACAGAACAUUAUCAUUGGCAUGAAGGAUCGAAUGCCGAAAGAAAAAUCCAACGUCUCUCAACCCCUUAUAGCCCCCGGUCGCGAGAACUUCCGGGAAACAAACUCGACGGUGCCUUAUGGAGUCCCCUUCUCCUUUAAGCGAUCGACGCCUGACCCGGGCGACAACAGCGUCGACGGCGGCGUCAGAGCUCACCACUUUCACGACUUUGACCAGGCCGAAGUGAAAGAACUGAAGUCGCUCCUAUCCCAGGAUAACUUCACCGUAUCCCACGAGUACGAGGAUAACUACUACAAAGUGAAGUCUCAGUUCAAAGAAGGAACGGAGCUGUUUGUGGACGAGGAUAAGCUGAAGGGUGAGAGCCAGGGGCGACUGAACGUCUGCCCGAAGGAGCCCGCGUCUUUAGUUGGUAACACCACUGACGUCAACCUGAACAUCUCCGUCAACAUUGACGUCAUAAACGAGCUGCACAGUGACGUCAGGAUGGGCGGGGAGUGGAGGCCGCCCUCGUGCAUAUCGCGCCACCGGGUGGCCAUCAUCAUACCGUACAGGGACCGCUGGAACCACCUCAAAGUCCUGCUGCACUACCUCAUCCCCACCCUCAAGCGUCAGCAGAUCCACUUCCGGAUAUUUGUAGUCGAGCAGUAUGGAAAUGAAACAUUCAACAAAGGGCGCAUCAUGAAUGCAGCCUUUCGAGAGGCUCUGCAGCUGUUUGACUUCCAGUGUGUAACCUUCCAUGAUGUUGACCUAGUGCCUGAGGAUGAUAGAAACAUGUAUUCUUGUACAGAACAACCCAAACACAUGUCCAUUAGCAUAGAUAAAUUUCAGUAUACACUUCCAUAUCAAGGGCUUGUUGGAGGUGUUCUGAUGUUUAGAACUGACCACUUUCAGCUUGUCAAUGGCUACUCCAACAUGUACUGGGGCUGGGGAGCUGAGGAUGAUGACAUGACUACCAGAAUUCUCCACAGAGGUUUACGAAUCUACCGUCCACCUAGCAAUAUAGCCAGGUACAAGAUGGUCAAGCAUGAGGGCCGCAAAGGUUCAGAAGUAGCUGUCAGAAUGAAAUUACUUAGAUCAGCCGCUAGAAGGAGCAAGCUGGAAGGUCUGAACAACGUCCAGUAUAAACUAGUGUCCACUCAGAUUAGAGAACUUUUUACACAUUUCAUAGUGGAUAUAGGAACACCUUGACGAGUAGCCAACAUUUAGAUCAAAACUACUACUCAGUUCUACGAGAACAGUCCUGUCUGGGCUCUACAUUGGCUUAGGCUUAUCAAAACCAAGGUCAUGACCAACUCCUGCUUGUCACCAUGUCUUUCUGCCUGGUUCAGGUGUACAGCUUCUUCAGUCUCAUAGCAUCAUCAUUUGGAUCACAUCAACUUUAGAACUGAUUGUUUUUUUUGUUGUUUUAUAGUCAUAUACAUUUCAAUUCUUUUUUUCCCUUUUAUUUAUUUUUGAAAUACAAUUGACUUUUUGGGGGAUAGUUUACAUCUUCACUAUUGUAAUGAUGUCAUUUUACAUAGACAUACAUGGCUCCAGUCAAACUUAUUCAUCAUAGUAAUUACUAAUAACAGUAUCUGUUUUACAAGAAAUGUGCUAUAAAUGUUUGAAAUAAAUUUACUCAAUUUUUGUUAUAAAUAUAAAUUAUGGAAACAUGUUUUUGUUUGUUUUACAACUGUUGAUGCAUACUAGUAGAAUAUACAUUAUACAAUCCAAGUUUAAGAUAAUAUUUCAACAUUACUAUUACAUAUCUCUUUGCACAGGCUCAGCAUUGAAUACAAUUAGCAUAAUGUCUAAUCUUUAUUGGAAUAAUCUGGCUAUUUAAUUAUCCUUUAUUAUGUUAACAUUUGGGGCACCACACAUGAUAUGUUGACCAUCUUUCUCCAUGCCUCUUUAUUAAGUUAAAUAAUCUAAAAAAGGUAUUCUAGAAAUAUAAUCAACUUACUGACUGAGAAGAAACAAAAAUAGUGAGAAGCUAUUUCUGAAUGGGUUUGAGAUAUUUUGUUUUUCUUCUUUGAAGUAACAUUUGUCACUCUAGCUACUUAUCCUAGUCUUGUCAGCCUCCUAGCUCUUGGUAGAUAUAUUUUAUGAACUAUACAUAGUUCUGUUUUAAUAAAAUCUGUAUAUGUUUAUACUUUUAAAAAAAUUAUAUACCGGUAUUAGGGGAAUCCCACAGAAAUAAUUUUGAGAUUCUGUAUAGGACUCUUAUUUCAAAAAAAGAUCAACUUAGGCCUGUUCAGCUCAAAGAGAAAGCAUCAAUAAGCCUGGCAGCUACAAAGUCUACAAUAAAAUGCAUAUACCUUUGAGUAUAGCAAGAAGACUUUGACUAAAAUCCAAAUCAGUAUUACAUUUUAAAUGGUCUGUAUUCCUUUUCCUAGAGCUAUCUAAAGCUUGAUUCCAAUAACAUAAUAUAACAAAAUAUAAAAUCUAAUAUCCAUUUUUUGUUCUUAAAAAAUGAUAAUUUUAUUAUUAACAUAAUAUUUAUGUCAAGGUUUUUAUAGCCAGCUUACAAAAUAGUUGGGAAAAUGUUUAGCAAUAGAAGAAAAACAAAAGCUUACUAUAUACAUUUUAUUUUAGCAUUGGCAUAAAAGGGAUUUGCUGUUAGUGUAUAAUUAAAAAAACUAAAGGAAACAAAAUAAUUUUAAUAUAUUGCAUUUAAUCUUGAAAGUAGCUGACAUUGCCAUCAUAGCUAUAAAUAGAUAACAGUCUCAGUUAGAUUGUAACACCCUUAAGGGGCAUGUUCAAAAUUGAAGUUAUACUCACAUAUUGAUCUGAAUUGACUUUAUUUAGUGGCAUACAUUUGCAAUGUAUGAAAGGUAAUGGUAUUCUGUUUAAGCCUACAACACUGUCUCA